AUGGCGGCGGACUUUUAUUUCAUUCUUCUUUUGGUUGUGUGCUGUGUGCAUUUAUAUGUCUGCCCGUUUACCAAAGUAGAAGAAAGUUUUAAUUUGCAGGCAACUCAUGACUUACUCUACCAUGGAAUGAACAUUUCCAAGGUACGUAUUUUCCAGAUUUUUAUGGCAUAUGCCUCAGAAGGUUCGAUCAUGGGAAAACGUGUUCUUUAUUUUUAGCUUUAUUCGGGCUGGGAUGUAGAAUUUUUUUUAAUGAUAGCCUUUAUUUUCGAACCAAAGAACAUUUUUUUUUGUUUUGUUUUAUAAUCAGGGAUUUGUCACGUUAUCAUUCAUACAUGGGUUUAGUGACUUUCGGAGAAAGGCUACGAAACUGGGUGGGAGGGUGGAGGGAGGGGAAGGUGCCUAUAAGUUACUGAACUUAAAACAAAAAUCAAACAAACAAACAAACAAAAAGAAUAUAAAUAAAAGUAAAAGAGCGAAACUGCAAAGUAGGAGAUAGGCCUGCCGUUCUUAGAUUUAUGUAAGCUUGAUUAACUAAAACUGAGAGUAAAUCCCAGUGUGAUGGCUUCAUGGAAAAGGAAAAAACUAUGGAGGAGGGGGGAAGGGGUCACAUAUGGUCUUGGAAGGCAAACAAAACCCACAGUUUUUGGAGAAUAACACCUUCAACAGCAGAAGAAGGACCAGGGUGGCUAAAAUCUACCCUUUGUUAUACCCUGCUAUCUUCUCUCUUGCCUACUACAGGCUUUGAUUCCCAUUUCCUACCUUUUAUUACCCUGUCCUGUACAUAUCAGUCAAUUGUAGUGUUUAAUCUUUGUUGUAGUAUGAUCAUUUAGAGUUCCCUGGUGUGGUGCCUAGGACAUUUCUUGGACCAAUUGUUGUCUCCUCCCUUGCAUAUCCUGCUGUCAUGAUCCUUAAAUUUGUUGGUUCAUCUAAAUUAUGGUCACAGUAUGUAGGUAACUUACAUUUCAUGGAAUACUUCUUUGAUAUCAAUAUGACUGUUUUGCAUUAUUAUUUAAAAUGUAACCUUGAGACAGGUCAUCUUGCAUUUACAAACCUUUUGACCUGUCUUGCAUAUUUUUGUUUCAAUCCUUUAACUCCCAAGAUCUCAUUAGUAAUUCUCUUUAUUGUCAGCCAUACAGUUCUUGUGAUGUUAGUUUGGAGAAUUUGGGAUUGUAUCAACUUAUAAUCCCCUAAUUGAUAUUUUUCUUUAUUCUCAUCACUUGUCUGCUUGAUAUUGUAUUGAUAUUGUAAGGAGAAAUUCUGUGUUGGUCACUCAUGGGAGUUAAAGCAUCAAACACUUUCAAUACCUUUUUAACUCAAAUUAUUACUAAUUUUUUUCUCCCACUAUUUUCUCAUUUUACAUAUUCUGAUAUUUUCCUCAUUUUCCCCGAUAUCUUUUCUUUAAAUUCUUUUCAUCUUUGGGGUCUCAAACAUGUUCUAAGUUUCAUCAUUUAUUGACUCAAAUUAGUAUAGGUAAUAACAUGAUUCUCAGUGCAAUUUGGUGCUAAUAAGCAAGAGAAAAUUUUUUUCAAAGACAAUAAAAUUUCACAAGCCCACAGGGUCCACCAGUGCAAUUUGUAGUCUUUGAAAAAUUUACAAGUGCUUAUUUGUACCAAAUUACUCUUCAGAUCAUGUUAUUACUUAAUUAACUUGAAAAAGCAUCACAGAAAGUCUGAGAGACAAAAUUUUGACAGCUUGCACACACUAUUUGUAACUUGUACGGGCUUACAACUUUGCACUGAUGUUACAGGAAAAAUGCACUUGUUUUCAGCCAACCAGAGGCAUGUAAUUUUAUCAUACAUGUUAUUAUAUUUCAUGUAAUUUUAUCAUGCAUGUUAUUAUAUUUAAAAUUGUCUAAGUUUUCAUUCUUGUUCUCUGAUUUUACUGUUUAUGUACACAAUUUGUAUUUUCUUCGAUUCCAGUACGAUUUUUUCUUGGUUUGCUUGGUCUUCUUGCCUUUUCAAAGUUCCGCAAAUCAAUCACAACCAAGUUUGGACAGGAUAUUGGGAAGAUUAUGGUGGUACUCACUGUUACUCAGUUUCAUUUCUUGUUCUACAUUUCAAGACCAUUACCUAAUACUUUUGCACUCAUUUUAGGUUGGUACACACAUGUAUACAUAUAUUUAACAACUCUUUUUCUGAGGCAAAGUCUGUAUAGUGAAGAAAUCCCUUAAAAUAAUGAAAUAAUAAUAUGUACAGCUACCUUCCAUUUGAGGCAAAAAUAUGGUGGAAUAUUUGUUGGCAGACUUAAUAUCUGUGCCAAUAAGGAACAUUACUUGAGGAAAAUUGUGAAGUUUUUGAAACCAAUAAUAUCUAGGGACAGGUGAAUGUCUAGAAACCUUUAAGUAACCCCUAAGGGUGAUAAGCACCUAAUUUCUCCUAACAGUAUCAUCCCUGAUUCAAACAUUAAGGUCAUGAGAAUAAAAAUAAUGAUCACAAAUCCAAGAUGCUCUUGAUUGUUCGACAAUUUCUCCUUGUAAUUCCCAUAGUUAAUGUAUCAAGAACAAUAUGGAGAACUUACAUACUGAUGUUAGGGUGUAAAGGUGUAAACAUCUCAAUCUUGUCAGGAAGAUGCCAUGCUUAAUCCUAUUAUUUGGUAAGGUAGUUUUGAGGUAAAUCCAAGCAUUCUGAUUGGUUAUUACUUGGUCGGGAUUCUGCCAUAUAGACCAUUUCCAUGGAAACAGUCAAAACCUGUGUAUUUUGUUUGUGAAAGCAGACAAAUUCAAAGUAAACAAGUUUGGUCCAAGUGUCAUACAAUAAACUACUUGCAAACCAAGGGUGGAGCCAUAUUUGGUAAUAUUGGUUCUCAGCCGUUCUUUUUGUACAUGCUACCACAACCUUGGGCAAGGAUUCCCCAAUAUGGUCCAAGGACUUGGCUAAUAAGAAGUUAUUGAUCAUUUUCUUAAUUCUGUCUUAUCAGUUCUUUUAGCAUUUCAUUACUGGCUGGAUCAACAUCACGCCAAAUUCGUUUGGAUAUCAGCUUUUGCGAUUAUCAUCUUCCGAUCAGAGUUAUGUAUUUUGCUUGGCCUGAUCCUACUGCUAGAGCUAGCUACAAAACGUCUGACUUUAGGCACUGCAUUUGUCCAUGCAGCAUCAGCAGGUGUCAGUGCUUUGGGUAAGUGGAUCAAAGAGUAUUCUUGUUGGAGAUGAAUUUUGAAUCAUCUCCAUUGUAGCUUGUAGAUUGAAUAAAUCCAAACUUCUCUGGGUUCUCUAGAAAGAAAAAGAAAGUAUGGAAAUAUUUUUAAUUCGCAUGAGAACUUAAUGGCAGUUAGAAAAAUCUGCACAGUGUCAGUAAUUGAAAAUUACUUUAUCAUUAACACAGGCAUAAAAGCAGCACCCAGUGAUAAGCCAAAAUCCAAGUUUAGCAACUCAAAUUUCUGAUCUAAGUACAGAAUGUACAGAAAUUCUGAAAGACAAUUUGGCACUGUCAUUUUGGAUCCAAAAAGAUCUAAGUACAGAAAUUCAGAAAGACAAUUUGGCAAUGUCAUUUUGGAUCCAAAAAGACCUUUCUUCUCAAAACGCAAGAGGGUGUAAAUAUUUACCUUAUGUAGAACUAAAUUCUCAGAGCUAAUUGUGGGAAAAUACUAGGUAGUGCUGAGAAUUACAAUUGAUCAGAUCUUGGGAUUUUUUUAAUUUGCUUAUUUUUUUAUUUCAUCAAUUUUUUUACUUUUUCAAACUCUUACAUUCUUUCAAACCAUGGCAAUCAUACUUAGAAUAUUUGUCAUGAGGUCGAAUUUUUUUAAUCCAUGUUUUCAUUCUCAUUAUUAUCAGCUUUGACUGUUUCUGUGGACUCCAUAUUUUGGAGAAGGUUCCUGUGGCCUGAAGGAGAAGUCCUGUGGUAUAAUACUGUCCUCAACAAGAGUUCUAACUGGGGUGUAUCCUUUCCAUUUCUAAUCAUUUCAUGUUGUCCUUCGGUAAUGUUUUGAAAAGGUAAAAUAGUUUCCAGUGAGGUCUUAAAACUAAAACACAACUCUCAUAGCUUUUUCUAAUCAGAUGCCUUGGAUCAGCAAAAGCUGGUGCGCUUGUUUGAAGCUUGUUUUUAAUUUUUACACACUGGAAACAAUUUCUACAUUUGGAGAUUGAAAAAUUUGUGGGAGUUUUGUGAGCGAGUGAGUAAUUUUCUUAAUUUUAUGGGAACAAAGUUUUGUGUUUCAAGAUGACUUAAAUUUCUGUUGGGAAUUUAUUUUGAAGAUUUUCAGUUCAAGCAGUAGACCAUUCACAAGGAGUAAAAGACAAUAAUAAUAUUUUCAAAUUCUCUAAACUUCCAAUUUAAACAAACAGGGAAACUAAAGAAAUAUUUGAAUAAUAGAUAGCUCUCUGGAUGGAAAUUCUCUUGAAAGUUGCAGAUGCCAAUCAUGAUUAUCACAGAACAAGACAAGUAAUCUGUUUAAAGCAGCAACAGAAAACAGAAUGAUGUAAUUUCUAGCCUUAAGCUUUAGGGAAACCCCUCAAUUUUUAAUAUUUUACUAUGUCAGCUUUCCUUCACUGCACUCUAGACCUCACCAUUUCUUUGGUAUUUUUAUUCUGUUCUUCCCAGAUGUUUGAUGUUUGGUUUAGUUUUAGUCCCUCUGGGACUCUGGCGGAACAGGAGAACCUGGGAACUAGCUGCACCAUGUUUAGGCUUUGUGUUUAUGUAUUCAUUUCUUCCUCAUAAAGAAUUGCGGUUUAUUAUUUAUGUUGUCCCUGUGAUGAAUGCAGUGGCUGCAUGUGGUCUGAGCUUUAUGUAAGUAUCGUGAACGUUCCAAUCUCUUUCCAAUAAACUAUUAAAUGUCGCUAUGGUGAAAGGGGGAGGGGAAUUUGGUUCAAAUUGACAGAGUACUAAAGAAUGUCACAAUCAAGAUUCUCCCUCGAUCAGUAGUCCGUAUUGAGCUUUAGGAAUCUUGAAUGAAAAUGAAAGUGAAAAUUAAAAGUUUACAUUGGGAUGCUGAGGGAGCAAUAUAAUCGAAGUGCAACUGCGUGAAUUGUAGUCUGUUUCCUCGUGCGUAAACGAAAAUGGUAAAUUUGAAGCCUGGUUACUUAGGUGAAAUAUGAUGUUAUUCCGUGAAAGACACAGGUAUAUUUGAGAAAAACGGCCUUUUCUGCCUCAAGUUUCCGAAAGCUCCGUGGUAGAGCAUCAGCAGUACUAAUUGGAAAGUCGAAGGCGCCAGUGCUACUGGGAAAACUCGGAGUUCUGAGUAUGCUCGUGUGUCAUUCACCAAAUUACAUCGUCUUUCAAGAAGUCUGCCUUAUCCUUACCUCUAAAUUUUUAACCAUCUUAAAACUGAUUUUUUUUUAACUACAAGAUGACUUAAGACAUAGCUACUAUAGGGAGGUAGGUGAUCGUAAAACGUGAAAGUAUUUAUCUAUGGAUUUACUAUGGUUCCUUCCAUAGACUCAAGAAUGAAUCCAAAUGGCAUCUCUUAGUCUCUGGUGUGGUCAAACUUCUGACUGUGGGGGGACUCCUAGGGAGCUCUCUAGCAACCGUUUUAGCGCUGUAUAUAUCGCAUUUUAACUACUCAGGUGGUGUGGCUCUGCAAAAGCUGCAUACGCUAUUAGAGAACCACCCAGGUAUAGUUAAAGUUAUUUUGAACAUUUAACCGAGAGAGAGUUAUGAAUGAUUGAUGUCUGGGAAAAGUCAGAGAUGACAGACUCAUUUGUUUUGGCUUCAGAACCUUGUCAUGUUCACAUUUCUGUCGCUGCGGCUCAGACUGGUGUUUCUCGAUUUGGAGAGAUCAAUCCAUCUUGGAGGUGAGGUUAAUUUACGUAUCUUUAACAGAUUAGUAAGUACGAUUAACGGUCCUGUUAGAUUAGUUGCUCCUUAUGAAUCUUUUACCGCAUGUUUUCCAAUGUGUAGAUUAAAUUGUAAUAGUGGAUGUGCUCUUGAUUGCCGUCUUGGGCCUUUCUAUCCCACUCAUGUCGGCAGCACUCAGAUUUGUCUUUUUGCUGGUAUGCCAAUGCCAUUUGUAGAGCAUCCAAAAUGGUUAUUGGAGGGUUUUCAGUUCGGAACCUCUUAGGAGCGUUCGGAUUUUGUAAGGUCGAAAGUUCGUCCCCUGUCGGGUGUGCUCGGAUUUUCUCAGUGGUAGAGCAUUGGAGCGAAUAAUCUGACAGCAGAAAGUUCAGACCCUGUUGGGUGUGCUCGGAUUCUCUCAACGGAAGGGUAUCCGAAAUAGUUAUCUAAAGGUCGUUGGUUCGGCUCCUGUCGGUUGCGGUCGGAAUUUCAGAAGGAUCAUGGCAAAAGUGCUCUGAUUUUUCCGUUCCCUGGUAAACGUGUGCGUCUGACUGCAGUUGUCAUUUCUCAUAAACGCCAGUUAUUCUUUAAUGAAGACGAUGACGGGUUUUAAUCUUAUAAUUUUUUUUUGCCUCUCAUAAGAUAUUCGAAGACAGAAGGUCUGGAAAAAGGCAGCCCGGAUAUGCUGGUUUUCUCGCAUCUUAUAACUGAACCAGAAUGUUACGAGCCGAAGGAGAGUCCGCAUUUUGUUCUAGGAGUGGUGGAGGGACUUGGUGGUAUAGAGAUGGUAGAUAGAAUAUGUAUUCUGGAGAGGAAGAACUGGAGGAAAGCCAAGACAUGAGUCUUUGAUGUUUGCGUUUUAGGCCUAAAAUAAGUAAAGAAUCCGUUUGAAAAUGCAAAAGACUAGCGGCAAAGAAUUAAUAUCAUUGCGUAGACUGAUAAGUUUUUGAUUAAAUAUAGACUAGGCAUUGAAUUGCUCUCAAAAAGAUAAGUUCCUUAAUGCUUGAAGAUAACUUACAGUAUGCAGUCGAAAAGUUGUGAUCCACAUCGGGAAUGACUACAUCUAAAGGAACAAACGGUUACUAUUCAUUACAAACAUUUUAUUCUCCAAAUCACGAUUAAAAUAUGACAAACUGCUUUCAGCCGCGAAGAUCAAUUCUUUACUUGUUAUCUUAUCUGAGGACAAAGAAAUAAAUAAAGGUUACAAGUUAU
Pocillopora meandrina is the source of this 6915-nucleotide messenger RNA. The record is from the annotation of a GenBank genome assembly. Lineage: Eukaryota; Metazoa; Cnidaria; Anthozoa; Scleractinia; Pocilloporidae.